Messenger RNA from Trichomonas vaginalis G3, 585 nucleotides. RefSeq names its product cAMP-dependent protein kinase protein. The record is from RefSeq and is a predicted model, not a curated record. The coding region runs from base 1 to 585 and encodes 194 amino acids. The transcript has a single exon. NCBI's taxonomy places the organism in Eukaryota, Parabasalia, Trichomonadida, Trichomonadidae.
AUGGAUUUAGCGGAUCAACAAAUAAUUGAAAAAAUCAGACAACAAAUUGAAGAAUACAAAUCAUUGGAUGAAACUACACAAAAAAUCUUAUCCAUGAUAAUCGAUCUUGAUAAUUGUUAUGGUGAGCUUAUUAGAUAUAACAUCGAACCAAUAUUGAUCGAAUUAAUUAAAGAUGGCGCUAGAGAUGAGGAUUUAAUAUAUGAUGAAGAGUUCCUUCAACAUAAACAUGAUAAAGCUUUGGCAAAUAUCAUUUUUUAUUGCUGGAAACAAGAACCAACAGACAGAUGGACUCCCAUACAAAUUCAAGAAGAAAUCAAAAAUAUUGUCCAAUAUUUAACUGAUACUGAAAAGAAAAUGUACAAAGAGUACUGUGAUAAAAUUGAAGACCUUGAGCAAAAAGAAUACGGAACAUUUGAAAUGAUCAACAAAGCAAGAGAUGAGGGAUUUUAUUAUUGUGAUUACACUCUUGGCGACAUUAUCUAUUAUUUGGAUAAUAGUUUUGACUUCGAUCGGAUCACCCCUGAUAAGUUCAAAGAUUUUAUAAAUACAAGAACGCCUUAUCCAAGACCAUGGAAGAAUGAAUAA